Geosmithia morbida is the source of this 993-nucleotide messenger RNA. RefSeq names its product Phosphorylase superfamily. Gene Ontology annotation, biological process: nucleoside metabolic process. Lineage: Eukaryota; Fungi; Ascomycota; Sordariomycetes; Hypocreales; Bionectriaceae. The record is from RefSeq and is a predicted model, not a curated record. Bases 1 to 993 code for a protein of 330 amino acids. The transcript has a single exon. Gene Ontology annotation, molecular function: catalytic activity.
AUGUCAGACCCUCGAAAGUAUACCAUUGGCUGGAUCGCGGCCCUAACGUCUGAAGGCGUCGGCGCAGAGAUCUUCCUCGACGAGAAGCACGAGUCUCCCGGGCGUCCUUCGCGCGAUGACAACAACUACACAGUAGGCCGGAUCGGCAGGCACAACGUCGUCAUCGUCACGCUCCCGGACGGGGAGUACGGGACGGCCGCGGCGGCGAGCGUAGUCGUUGACAUGGUGCGCACCUUUGUCAACGUGAACGUCUGCCUCAUGGUCGGGGUUGGCGGGGGCGCCCCCUCAAAGCGGCACGACGUACGACUCGGUGAUGUCGUCGUCGGGGUCCCCAGUGGCGGCGUGGAGGGCGUGGCCCAGUACGACGUCUGGACCGGCAUGCAGACCGGGGUUUUUCAGAGGGCGAAGCGCCUGAACCAGCCGCCGCCGAUCCUGACCGCCGCCGCCAGCAGCCUCCAACGGGCUACCAAGGGCAGGCUGAGCCUUGUCCUGCAGAACGACAUUGACGGGGCCCUCGAUAAGAUCUGGCGGCGCAAGAAGUACACGCGCCCCCCGCAAGCAACCGACAGGCUGUACAGGUCAACCUUCGAACACGUGCGGGACCCAGGAUCCCUCUGCGACAGCUGCGAUGCGUGCGGGGGCCACCCGGCCUCCUUGGAACUCCGGAAGGAGAGACGCGGAGAGGAUGCCAACGCGCCCGUCGUCCAUUAUGGGCUCAUUGCUAGCGGCAAUGCACUCAUUAGGAAUCCCCACGUGCGCGACGAGCUGGCUCGGUCCAAGGGUGUGGCAUGCUUCGAGAUGGAGACGGCUGGUAUCGCAAACUAUGUCCCCUGCCUCGCCAUACGCGGCAUCUGCGACUACUCCGAUUCGCACAAGAACAAGAACUGGCAGGGCUAUGCUUCCAUGGCGGCGGCGGCGUACGCCAAGAAUCUCAUACUCCAUAUUGGAUCCGAUAGGGCCAGUGUACCCGUCACCCGUGUGGGUAGGCACUGA